This is a messenger RNA of Alternaria atra, 1149 nucleotides long. RefSeq lists its product as uncharacterized. Bases 1 to 1149 code for a protein of 382 amino acids. The record is from RefSeq and is a predicted model, not a curated record. The transcript has 3 exons. Lineage: Eukaryota; Fungi; Ascomycota; Dothideomycetes; Pleosporales; Pleosporaceae.
AUGUCACCAUUGUCACCAGACCUUCCGUCACGACCAGAGAGUGCUCACAACAAGUACACAGAAAAUGUCGCGAGUGAAGCGACUGGAUUCCAGAAUACUUCGUACCAAGGUCUAAAGAGUCAAAAGAACAGAAGACGGCCAAGGGCCACGCACGACAUCUUGCCAAAGCCGCCGGAAUCGCCUAAAAACAUGAUCUUCACACAUUUCCAGAAAAAGGCUGAAGAGAAAGAAAAUGUCCACUGCGUGUUCUUACUAUGGGGCUCUGAAAACUCUGAAAUCUCAACAACCUGGGCUGUGGACGUUCCAAUUGCCGAUCCAAUGAAUGAAGAUGAGGUCUUCGCUUCGUUAGCAAAACAGUAUGCUACGGAACUUGGCUUCUUGCGAAGGUUUCUUUCUUUUCGAAAAUUCAGUAAACUCAGGCCCGUCACUUUCCGGUUGAUCAGCCGUUCCUCAAACAGAUUCUUAGCUUUCGCUAAACCUUUAGACCUGGUCAAUCUCCACAAGAUCGCCUCUGAGCGGCGAGAGAAAGUGGUGACAAUUAUUAGAACCAUACAAAACUUCAAUUCGGUUGGUUCUCAUCAACUCCCCGUUGAGAAGGCGAUACCAGAGGGUUUCGGCGACCUGGGGGUUGAACUGCUCUUUUACGCGGACGAUUUUCCAAACAAGUGCUAUGGCAACCGCUUGGGAGAAUGGAAGCAUUCUUGCAACGACGAUUCCUCGUACUACUUAACAAAUGACUGUAGUGAUCAUAUCUGCCCGUUUCAUAACUUGAAAACUUGCGACGAUGACCUAAGUUGGGUCGAAACUUUGCCUUUCCUCUCUUGCUACUUCCGCAACCCAGCCGGAGCACGCUAUCAAAAUAUACUCUCUGGGUGUUUUGACCAUUUCUUCAUUCAGAGGUACAGCCAUAUCAGUUUGCCACGCGACAAGUUCCGAGGGCAGAAUAGAUAUAUAGAACUAGAUGGCUUAUACAUUGAAACUGCUUGGGAUUCUAUCAAAUGCCUCUAUGUAUUUCUAGGUAUUCUCUUUUGUGUCGUAGCCGGAGGAAAACUUUUCUGGGGCAGCUGGGAGAUAGUAUUCGGUGCUGGAAGUUUCAUCGUUGCUUUACCGAUGUUAGUAUUGACAGUACUGAGUUAUUAUGAAGUCUGA